AUGGCAUGUGGGUGUAAUGUUUGGUGUAUAGUUUCCACAGUACUGUUGUUGUUUCUGAAUUUGAAACCUUUGAUUUGUGGAGAAUCACAAGUCCCUUGUUACUUCAUUUUUGGAGACUCACUGGUGGAUAAUGGCAACAACAAUGACCUUUUGACUCAGGCCAGAGCCAAUUUUCCUCCCUAUGGAAUUGAUUUUCCCGAUGGUCCAACCGGCAGAUUCACCAACUGCCGGAAUAUGGCCGACAUUUUGGCUGAACUUCUAGGCUUUGAUGAUUACAUUCCUCCAUUUGCAACUGCAAGAGGCCAGGAUAUUCUCAAAGGUGUGAAUUAUGGAUCUGAGUCAGUUGGAAUUCGAGAUGAAACCGGACAACAAUUGGGUGCUCGGAUAAGCUUGAAUGCACAGUUAUCAAAUCAUAAAAUCACAAUUCGGCACAUUGCUACCUUACUAGGGAGUAAAGCUUUAGCAAAAGAGUACCUAAGCAGCUGCUUAUAUACAGUUGGAAUGGGCAAUAACGACUAUCUCAACAUCUACUUCAUGCCACAGUUUUACCCAACGAGCAGCCUAUAUACACCAAAGCAGUAUGCCAAAGUACUUGUUAAACAAUACUCACAGCAGCUAAAGACUUUGUACAAGUAUGGAGCAAGAAAAAUAGCUGUUUUUGGAGCUGGUCGACUGGGUUGCAUUCCAGAAGCCUUGACUACCUAUGGCACAAAUGAAUCUUCAUGUGUGGAAAUGAUGAACAGUGCAGCCCAACUAUUCAAUGAUAAACUCGAGCUGCUUGUUGAUGACCUCAAGGACAAGCUAACUGAUGUAGAAUUUUCCUAUAUUUAUGCAUCUGGUUCUUCAUCCCAGGUUUCUCCAUCUAAUGAUUUUACAGUAGCAGACGGUCCAUGCUGCAAUGUAUCGACUACUAUGGGCAAAGGUCAAUGUAUUCCCCAGCAAGUUCCAUGCAGUAAUCGCGACGAGUACAUUUACUUUGAUGGAUAUCAUCCUACUGAGGCUGCAAAUAUACUCAUCGCAACAAUUGCAUACAAUGCCAUGUCUGGUCUACUACCCUGUGGAACCUCUUGUAGUAGCAGCCAUGGAGAAAAAUCAGANAUCGAAAAUUUAAACACCUCUAGUAACAAGCCAGAGCCAAUUUUCCUCCCUAUGGAAUUGAUUUUCCCGAUGGUCCAACCGGCAGAUUCACCAACUGCCGGAAUAUGGCCGACAUUUUGGACUUUGUACAAGUAUGGAGCAAGAAAAAUAGCUGUUUUUGGAGCUGGUCGACUGGGUUGCAUUCCAGAAGCCUUGACUACCUAUGGCACAAAUGAAUCUUCAUGUGUGGAAAUGAUGAACAGUGCAGCCCAACUAUUCAAUGAUAAACUCGAGCUGCUUGUUGAUGACCUCAAGGACAAGCUAACUGAUGUAGAAUUUUCCUAUAUUUAUGCAUCUGGUUCUUCAUCCCAGGUUUCUCCAUCUAAUGGUAUGUUAUUUCAACUUUUCUACAUGGGAAAAUUAUAUUUUGCAGACAGUCCAUGCUGUAAUGUAUCGACUACUAUGGGCAAAGGUCAAUGUAUUCCUCAGCAAGUUCCAUGCAGUAAUCGCGACGAGUACAUUUACUUUGAUGGAUAUCAUCCUACUGAGGCCGCAAAUAUACUCAUCGCAACAAUUGCAUACAAUGCCAUGUCUGGUCUACUAUCUUGUGGAACCUCUUGCAGUAGCAGCCAUGGAGAAAAAUCAGGCCUCCAUAGCAUUUCACUGUCUACCACAAGGGCAAAGUUUGUUGCACAAUAA
Molecule: messenger RNA, 1776 nt
Organism: Ilex paraguariensis (yerba mate)
Lineage: Eukaryota; Viridiplantae; Streptophyta; Magnoliopsida; Aquifoliales; Aquifoliaceae
Source: the annotation of a GenBank genome assembly